CGUACAAAAUCGGUUCCUGUGUUCACCGCCGCGUUGGGACAACAAUCAGCGUUUUAUCCUUCGGACACCCCACCUUGAUUUAUAUAUCUGACCCCUUUUAAAUAACUCGGCCAUAUUUCACAAGCGAUUAUUAUCAUGAUUAUAAGGGGCAUGUUCGUAGAAUCUUUUCAAAAGCCCCUUUUAAAAUGUACUUUCUAUAUCCUAUAUGCCCGCCAGUGUGUACCUAUAAAUCUAGCUUUUAUCGCUGGAUCCAUGAUGGAGGUAUUCACCAUGAUUUCACGGCUCGGUUGACGAGAGAGCGAAAUAUAGCGAGUAGAUUUGUAAAGAGGGAACCGAACAAAACACAAUUAUUUCCGAUCCUUGUGUCAGUGGAUGUGCUUCGAGAGGUGUAAUUGUAUUUGAUAUACAAAUAGGACGAAAUCGUUUACUUAUAGCGACAAAACAAUUUACUUUCUGAAGAGGGACGUUUAUUUUAGGGAAGAUGUUUCGUUGAAACCUCACGGCUCGCGGGAACAUUGGUCGCGUUUUGACUUUGGAAUGGCAGAGUAUGUAUAAUGGCGAACGUGACAGUAUUGGUGGAACGCAUAGUGGGGUUUUCAGUCCACAUCCCUCUUCUCAGGUGACAAGUUCAAAAGUUAGAUGCGUGAGAUGAUGACUCCUGACCUGAGAUCGUGAAGAGCUAGAAGAAAAAAAAUGCCAAAGAUAAAGCAUUAUAUUGGUAUAUUGGUAGCCGCUGUGCAAACAGGAUAUGAUUUUGGAGAUACAUGAAUGAAUGCAACAUUGACAAUAUACUAAAGAUAUGAGUUUUUGUUUGCCAGAUAUAUGAUAAAUUAUUGCGAUUGUUUUUCAAGCAGCUUCGUUUGUCCUGAUUCGGAUGUGCAAUUCAUAUGAGUUGGAUCUCUACAUUUUAAGUUUGAAAGUUCGUAGCGUUUUCCUGAGCCUUAAUAUUGAGGAUGCAAACAUAACGUGUAACUGUCAGCAGACAAUUGUUUGGCGCGUAGCCGAGCUUGUAUAUUUCACCUGCACGCGAGGAAUUUUUCUCACUUCUCGUUCAUCAGCGUGCAGGUGUUGUUGUUCUCGUACCCAUGAACAAGGCGUUGAACUCCCUUUCGAGGGGUAAUAACCCCAGUGGUAGAGGGGUGUAAGGAACGGGAGGGGUGUAAGACUGCCAUGGAUAUAGGUGUGGACGUUAAUCAAAAUCACGAAAAGUUCUUUGAUAAAACUCUAGCCCACCACAACGCAUCGACAUCGCAUCCCUCUUCUCCCCGUAGUCUUAGAAACGAAUCACCCACCGACUCUAAGAAGAUACAGCCGCUCGAGGACUUUCACGACGACGACUCCGUAUUUGAUGACCAAGCAGAUGACCAGCAGGACGAUGACGACGACGACGAAGAUGAUGAUGAUGAUGGAUCUUCCAGUACCAGCAGUAAAGAAGGAUUUGUAAAAAGGCGUAUUGAACGGUGGGAGCGUCGACUAUCGCAGUGCGACGACAACGACGUCACCCAAGGCCAGGCAUCCUUUGAGUUACGGCAGCGGGGACAGCCAGCACCCGUUGUCAUACCUCCGACUUUUCUCCACGGGUCCGUGUCGUUUUGUGGGAAUUCUCAAGCGGAAAGCGAGCUUUCUUCAAUAAGGUUGAAUGUGAUUCAAAUGAAAGCUGACUUUCAAAUGACUGAACUCAAAUUAAAAUUUGGCAAGUGGCAAUACGACAUCAACAAGGGGACGAACCAAACGGUAAGGCCACAGAAGAAUCCUCAACCUAACAGGCCAAGCGACAGCACCUCUUUACCAGACGUAUCCGAAAGCAUGGCGGCGAGGGGUCGCGGAGACGUCAUUCCGAGUGUUGCACAACACAUCAGCCUUGCAUCAUUUGGGAAUGAUGGUAGUAGGCGAGGUACAUCAGGGCAUCAACUGCCAGUGGACCAAAGGAUAUUGUCGUCUUAUAGAGGACAGAACCCCCAUAUCACGAUGAGCCAGUCGACACCUUCAUUGGGUCCGCAUGGAGGUCAAAGUAAAGUCUCGACUACCACAAAGACUAAUCGGACAAUAGUGACAACGCAAAGUCAACCAACAAAUAGCUGCGGUUUGGAAGAUAUGGCAUUGAAACUCAGGAAUAUGAACAAACCAUUAGAACAAGAACAAUCGUCACCGCGACGUACACUGGUGGCACCUUUAAAAGCUUUCACAGAUAAUCAACAUAUUUCAGAAAGACUGCGUGGCAGCUGUGGGAUUGACCCGAGUGGUUACCAAAAGGAACACAGACAGGAUGGAAGGUCUGGGACAUCGAACAUACGGACAUCCCAUACUGUUCCCAGCCAUGGAACAGUGAACCAAAGUGGCAUUCCUGUCCGAAAAACGGCCACAGAAGACCAUCAGCAGAGAUCAGGGCGGUCUGAACCCUCGAACAUGCAAAUGUCUACUACUCCCGGUCACAGAACAAUUAUUCAAAGUGGCGUCCCAGUGAGAAUGUAUAAAGCCGCACCAGAUGAUUAUCAAAGGGAUAACCAGAUUUUACGCAACACUCAAACUUCUAAAUUGCAAACUUCUCAUACUCUGCAUAACCCCAGAACAAUUAUUCAAAGUGGCAUCCCAAUGAGAACAAAUAACACUGUACCCGAUGGUUACCAAAGGGAUCACCGCCAAAGGUUACAUAUUUCCGAUUCCUCAAACAUGGAAACGUCUAACACUAUGCCCAACCCGAGAAGUAGCGUAACCAUGGGAACCAAUAAAGCUGUACCCGAUGGUCAUUACAAGGAUAACCAGCAGAGGUUAAAUAGUUCCGAGAGAUUGAACAAACAAACGUCCAACAUUAUUCCAAGCCCCAGAACCGUGGUUCAAAGUAGCAUGCCCAUGAGAAACAAUAAAGCCGCACUAGAUGGUUAUCAAGUUGAUCAUCACCAUAGAUCAGGGAAGCCUCAAACCUCGAGCAUGCAAAUGCGUAAUACCAUUCCCAGCCUCGGUACAACGGUCCAAAGUGGCAUUCCGGUGAGAACUUAUAAAGGUGAAUCAGAUGACUAUCAGAUGGAUCAAAGGCAUAGAACUGGGAGGCCUGAAAUAUCAAUCAAACCUUCAUCGCACAAUGUUCCCAGUUCCAGGACAAUCGUACAGCAAGAUUUUGUGACUAACGCAAACAGAGGAAAUUCCCAUCGACAUCACUUGGACCAACAACAAAGGUAUGGAAGGUCAGGAAUCUCGAACCCACAGGCAACUCAUAGCAGUCCCAACACUAGGACAAUCAUCCAGAAUGACCUUGACCCGAGGGCUAAUCAAGGCUCAACCUAUGGAUAUCAAAGAGAUUACCAACAUAACUUUGAGAUAUCUGGAACGUCAACCGUACAGUCGACUCAAUCCAUUCAACACCAAAGGACAACCAGGCAAGAUGACAAUUUUACAAAAACAAACCUUAGUGAAGCCGACAAGAAAAUUGAUCGUGAGAAGUUACUCAAUGACCUCAGUGAUAUACUUGUUGAAGAAUUAAAGCAACAAGAACAAAUAGAAGAGGAGAUGUCUUCAGGCGGCGUUUCCGAUGGCUCGUAUUAUGACUAUGAAGAUUCGUGGGACAUGGACACAUCUGAAUCCCCUGUAGACACUAAUGAUAUUGGCACACAAUUUGAUUAUGCCGAUGAAGAAAUUUCCCAGGAAUCUAUCAAUUCUGAAAAUGAGAUUCAAUAUUUGAUAGAAGGAAGCGAUGAAACCUUUCGAACUUCAGAUGAUACUUUUGAUGUUUGCACACAGGUUUCUGUUUUGACAUCUCCGAAAGCUAAUGGAAAGACACCCACUGACGCCUUUCCCAGAGAGGAUAAUUUACAGGAUAAGAAUCAGACAUCAAUUGAGGAAGUAAACACAGAUGAAAAUCGAGAAGAAUCCUACUCAAUAACUCAACUUACCGAGGUAAAGGAUGCAAUCAAGGACAAUCAAUCUAGCAAGGAAUCCAAAGAAGAUUUAGUACCAGUUCUAAAUCAUCCUGACAGUUAUCAGGAGUUUACUGUCGAUGUAAAUGGUGUUGACGCUCUGGAUAAACUUGUCAAUGAUUGCAACGGAGCUGUUGUGGAACGACCUGAGCAAGCGCCAGAACCCUUAUCCGAAGUGGAUGAAGCAUUAACGGGUAGCAAGACCGAUUUAACUAGAGCAGUUGUUGGGGAAUCGGCACCCUACGUUAAAUCUUCCCAUGAUGUCUUCCAGUUGGAUUCUAGUGGUUCCCAUCAUGAUGACAUGCUGGGAAAACCAACACCAAUUCAGAAUAGUGACACCAACGAAAUUGUAAAAGAUACAGAGCAAACGCUAGAAACCUUUCCUCAAGCAGAUGAAACAUCAAAGGACAACAAUAAGGUCUUUGACAACGAAGUUGUUGACAAUGUAGUACCAGGCGUUGGAGCUGCACGUGAUAAUUCACAGUUAUGUGCCAUUGUUGCUGAACACGAUGAUGUGUUUACUGCUAUUGCCGCACAUCUUGAUGACGCACAAGAAAAACUGACAUAUGAAAAGGACAUACCAGAAAGGACGAAUAAAAGGGAAAUUCUUAUUGAUAGUAACAUUCACAUCUCGAGCAAUGAUAUCAAAUCUGAUCAUGUGGAUCCUUCAGAGCAAUCAGUAGACCCAACUACCCAAGACCAAAUACCCAUAGAGAGCCAGACAGCUGCUGAGAAAGAAGUGGAGGAAGAAAUCUUACACCUGGACAUUUCUCAUGACGUCCAAAGUAACGCCGAGUUUGAACAACGUGAAGGAUUGGAGAUACUGACUCAAGAGACUAUCAACAGUGACCUUGUUGAACUUGAUGCAAACAAUGAUUUACCAAUAUGCAGUGAUCCACCAUCUGCUUUACAUAUAUCGGAAGGUGAUGAGUAUGACCACACGGACCUGCUGACUGAACGGGAUCAGGAUCAAGAAUCUUAUAGACUGGAUGACCCAACUAAAACUGUCGUUGAAGAAGUUGUGCAAAGUCUCAAGCGUCCGCAUGAUGAGAAAGAGCUUAAUGAUGUAGACCGUAGAAUUGCCCUGAAAUCGCUUUCAGAAGAGCUAUACAAUGUGAAUAACCCGACAGUGUCUGCAGAGUACGGAGGAAACCUGACAACAUCCGAUGGACCAAUUUCUUAUGACGAUAAGACAACGGUUGAAGAUCACUUCUGUAAGACUCUUACUGAGGACAGCAACCAGCCAUUUGAUUUCUCAAGUCUCUCAUCACCUGUUGUAGAAGGGGACUCCGACUUACCUCAAACUAAAAUAAGAGCAGUGUCUGAAGACUCUUGUAAUGGUUCUAAUCAUGCCUCAUAUACAAGAAAAGAAGAGGAAACCCAAUGGAAUGAAAAUAUUGGCAGGGUCUCUUUAGGUUCAGAGAAUUCAAUUUCUGGUCAUAAUUUAAAUCCUUCUCUACAAUCAAACCACUUUUCCUUUCCAAUGCCUAUCGAGAACAAGAAUGAGUUCAACGAGGAAAAAAGUCACCCACUACAAGAAACUUCUGGGGAUCAUGAUUCUUCAAUAGAUGAAGAAAAAUCUGAUACUGAUCCGAAGAAACGUGACCAAUUUAGCGAUGACCUGAAAUGUCAAACAAAUAUCACAGUUAAAGAGUCCAUGGGAAGGGAAUCUUUGAGUCCGAGGAGGUCCAAAAUUCCAGUACCAAACUCAACACUUACUAGAAGCAAAAGUUUGCCCACUCGAAACCGUAUGAAUCGAGAUCAUGUACACACGAAAGAAGCUUUAAACAAUGGAUUGGUCAAUGAGAGGUCACCCCGUGUCAACGUAAGCACAACAUCACCAACCUCUUUUAACUCUUUCUCUUUUGUACAUAAAAGCAGCCCGAGGUCCGCUUCUUCUAAAACAGGAAAACAGCAGAAUAGCCGUAUACCAAUACCAACGUCGAAUUUCAAGAGAAUGGGAAGUUGUCCUGAUCGUUCCAGGCCCAAGAUUACAGGAUUAAAUUCAAUAUCAUUAUCGAACAGAUCGAAAGUAAAUACAAAUAUCCCAGUUUCUAAAAAGAACACAAGCAAGACACGUUCUAGGGACAUUAAUGUUACUGAAGCGCUUGCUAUUAAUGAUGAUGCAAGAGCCACCGCAUCUUUAAAGGAUGAUGAGCAAUCAACUGGGGAACCGAAAUCAUGGAUACCUGGAUCCAAUGAUCCAUCACUCUCUCCUGGUGACAUGCCAGUUGAUCUUGCAGCAGAUGAAAAUGAAAAACAGUUCUUGGAUAAUCAUUCAUCAGAAACGGAUGACUUCAUUAAACGAGCAAAACAAAUUUUGUCGAGAAUACCAGCUUCACCAACCAACACUCCAGUUACUCAAAAUGCUCCGUUUGAAGUGAAAUCAUCUGAUCGAGGGGACAAAGUUCAGGGGCCAACAGAGGAAGUUCCUCACACAGAUCAUCAUCCCGUUUCAUCAAAUGAAAAGGACACCGAAUUCCUAUCACUGGAGGCAGAGGCAGAUGAUGAUACAGCAAGUGAAACUCUUACUCUUCACUCGGAAAAUGAAUUUGAUAUUAAAAGCCCCUUACACGAAGAAGUUCUUAAUAUCGAAUUAUCUGAAAUCGAGCUUAUUGGGUUUGAGUAUGAUAGCCAGAAAUCUCCGAAUUCUAGGAUACCAGUUCCGCAGAGGCCUCAUAAGCCAGACCAAAUCGAUGCGUUAUCAGAGGAAGAAAGUGAACCCGAUGAUGAAGUCGUUAGUGAUGUUUCUGGCAGAGAACGUUCGGUAGCUAGGAUCUCUCCCAUGCCUAGGGAAGAUGGAGGUGACGUAACACCAACACCAAAAAUGCGAAAAUCCUUCAAGUCGAGGAUCCCACUUCCUUCUCCAAUAGCAAUCAAACCACCACCGCGUACAAAUAGAAAUCGCUCAUACUCUGAGACUGAUGGAGGAAAUGUCAUUAGUUCUCAUGAAGAAUUUGACGAGGUACGUCAAGAAGAGUCUGAUGAAUCUGAAGAAACUGAAAGGGAUCAUCAAUCUGAAUUCGAGGAGGGGCAGAAUUUUAGAAGAACGCAAUCAUCUCGUGAAGUCAGACCUCGUGGUAGCUACUGGGCAUUUAAAAACACGCCCAACCUUGCGGUAACAGAUUUUGAACGUUCACAGACGCUAAGACCAAGCCGUUCCAGGAGUACUGGUAGGAGAUCUCCAGCAGGUACUCCGAGAAUAACACCAAGAGGUACGCCUAGGUCGACACCGAGGAGCACACCACGAGAUACGCCUAGGAGCGGAUCUCUGAAGAGGCAACAGCCUCAUUCUAAAACACCACCGACCUUUAAAUCUCGAGAGUGUGCCUUUGUGCCACUUCCUGAAUGGAAUCGCCUGAGAGAAGUUCUUUCUUCAGGUGAACAAUCCAGGCAGAGCACCCGUCCAUCAAGUCCUUCGGACUUCAGCUACACCAGCAGAAGGUCCUCUAACGAAUUCCCAAGAAUGCAUUCUCCGAGAUGGGAAACUCCUAUUACAACUCCGAAGCCGAGCCGUUGGAGAGUCGAUGGUCGUGUCCCAACACAUCUAAAGAAGAAAUACUCAUCCAUGAACGACAUGGGAGAUUCCGAGGACCUCUAUCCGUCUGACCAAAACUUGACUGAACCCAAAACAGUCAAAGAGGAAUUCGACUCCCCUUGGAAGAUGCAGUUCAAAACCAAUAUACCUUCAUCGCAAUCUUUACCUCGUACUGAGAGAAAUGAGGCUGACAAGAAUAGAGCUCAUCAUCAGCAAGAAAGGCAAUUCCCGGACAAUAUUGGAGGUAGAGGGCGCUCACCUUGUGCUUCCGAGACGACGGAGAUACCCAUGUCCUCUACAGGAGACGUCUCUGCGAUCUGGACUGAAGACGAUACCCUGCAGAGCUCCAACUUUAGUCUUCCGGUAGGAGCUAAGAAGAAAUCAUGGAAGCGACGUUUAUCAAUCAGGAAAAAGAAAUCAGUAGACCCUUCAAAAGAAGGAGAAGGUAAAGAACCGGAAGAGGACAAGCGGGAAAAGAAAAAGAGGAGAAAUUGGUUGCUUAGGCUUCUUGGAAUCCGGAAAUAGGAAAUCCAGUCUAUUACAAAGCCUUCCUAAUAUCGUCGAAGUGCCAAUGAUUGCAACAUAAAAAUAUCAGCCAAUUCCAACCAUUUUUCCAACAUACGGGUCAGUUGAGGACAUGUUUUCUUUCCUCUUACUUAAACCUCCUUCCCCUUUAUCUUUUCACAAUCGCCCAUAAUGCUGUGUUUGUUUUAACUGUUAAAGUCUGUGCUCGUGGAUUUCAACAAAUGUUGAUCGUUCAUUGGUCAAAAUGUUAUUCAUUUUGAUGUCCAUAAAGAUGGACUGUUUCUGCAAGUUACCUGCAGCCCUGCAUGCUAGGGAAAUCGACUUCGUUUUUCUCGCUGUCAUGUUGAGAGCGAAGUUGGCUCAGUCGGUAAAGCGCGUCUGCCUGUAGAACCAAAGGUUGUUCCAUAGAUGCAGGUUAUGUUAUAGUGGAAAACAGUCCGUCCUCGGAUAGGACUUUAAAUGGAGGCCCCGUGUAGAGGAGAGUCACCACCUUUGCCCGUUAAGAACCCGCUACAAUAUUCGUAUAAGAGUGGGGGGGGGGGGGGGGGGAUAGUCGGUGUAGUGGUCCACCUGCACUUCCCCAAUCAGUUAUAUCGAGAGGAGAGACCUGCGGGUCACAGUGAUUCAGUUCGCGUUUCGCCUCCCAGGCACAGGUGACGCCAAACAAAUAAUGAUGAUGAUGAUUAUGAUAAUAAUAAUAAAUUACAUUUGUAUUUCGGUGAACAUACAUGAAAUGGAAAUGAAGGCAUGGGGAACAAAUCCUAUUCUGUGUGAGAUUUACUUCUUUAUAAUGCUCGGCACACGAUUUAAUUUCAAAGAGAGAGUUUGGAACAAAAAGAACUGCAAAUUAGAUUAAUAUUUUUUCGAGGAGGGGGGGGGGGGCAACAUUUGGUUUCGAUGGAGAUACGAACAUUUUUUUCUCGGUGUGCUGAAGUAUUUUGCAUACCUUUUUUUCGGAAGAUUGUAAAAUGUGGUUGUGAUCGUCCAAGGCUACUUUCAAUCAACAGUCAAAAGGGAAUCAGAGAUCAACUCAGUUAAUCUUAUACAAGUUUAUCAAAACAUUAAAAGUGUGAAUGAAUAAAUAAUGAUAUGUGAUGGUACAAACCUAUUUAAGGUUCCCAUUCCAUAGAAGUAAGGUGCUUACCUUCAGCAUUGAAUGCUGCCUCAUACUCAUAGGAAUAUCUCUUUUCAUAUGGUUCAGUAACUAUAUAUAAUGUAUUGAAAGUGGUAUAAAAAGUUGAGAAAUAAAAUAGCACUUGGGCGAUCAAUCUAGACAUGCUAGAAACAGUCAUUCUGAUGAUCUGUAUACUAAGAAUAAAAGGUGCAACUUUGCAUCAAUGCAACACCGUCAUCUCUCUUGUGGGUGCAACCUUGCACCCUUAAUCUUUUUAGCACCUAUAGAGGUGCCGUUAUCUAUACUUUGCACCCUUUUAGGGUGUAGCGUUGUACUCUCCGAGGAAGGUACAACUCCAUGCAAAAAAAAAAGUGCAGAGUUAUUGCGCCUUAGAAACUGAAAUUUUAGGGUGCAAACAAGAACAAAAAAGGUAUUUUUUUCUCUUCUCACCCAGAUGACUCUGCCGGUGUUGCGUUUAGGGUGCAAACUUGCACCCUUUUUUAUAGUUUGUGACUUAAUAUUUUUUUUCACGAGACCGUCGUAAAUUUAUAAGUUCACAGAUACCUUUAAUACGCUACAAAUAUUUGUAACACUUGUCUGUAUAUUUAUUCUUGAAGUAAUAAUGGCUUCAAAAAGUGUUUUUUUCGAGGGGCUCUUAUUUUGAGGGUUAAUACACAGAAGGUCUUUACUCCAAAUCAAUGAUUUUGAAAAAAGAUGGUGCUAGUGAUUCUCGAACAAGAAGCUUUCAAUCAAAGACGGGGAAGUGUAGGCCUACUCUGCAUUAUAUGCGAUAGAAAGUUAAAUUGACUUGGGGCUUAAUGGUUUCAGAUUCUCAAGGUGUUGCCGCUUAUUAAAUUCUGCAACCAAAAUGUUAAAAUUAUCAAAAUUGGAGCGCUGUACCUGUUCAGAAAUUCCGAGUUUGAUAUAUCCCGAUAUCAAUAGCAUUAAGAAAAAUAUUCUGCACUAUGCAAGCUAUUGAAAUGGCUCCAAAUUUGGUUUCCUGAUUGCAGAUUGGUCAUAAUGUUCCUUUUUCUUAUUGAAAGCAAUCUUUAUGAAACGAGGCCUUUCCUUUGUAGAAUUGACUAGUAACACAACACCGUGCGGUCACGAAGCAAAACUAUACACCCAGGAAAGUUAUGCCUCAUUUAUUUCAUCUUUUCUUCACUUAGAAUAGUUUAGAACUAACUUUAUGCUGACGUCACAAUGGGUGUAGCUUGAGCUUAUAUUUGAGCAGCCGUAUAGAUUGCUGUAUGUAUAUAUAAAUCAGAUUUUGUGUUCAUUGUUAUAUCAGCCAAUUAUUGAUAUCAUACUGCAGUAAGUGUAUUUUAAUCGCGUUCUAAGUAUAACUGUAUUUUUUUAGAUCUCACUUUCAUGUGUGAGCCACCAGGAAGGGUGGGGUGGGGGUAUACACCCUUAUAUAUCUAUAUACACCAAAUAACCAACUAAAUCUAACAACUGUCUUGUCGGCCAGAGAUUCAUUUAUAUUUUUGUUUAUUUGUGUGUAGUGAUAUUACAUCAUAUUGGUUAUGGUAUUUAAAUGAUGCCACAUUUUGCAGCUUUGAUAUUUACGUAUAUCUGAACUUUUGUAUCCCCUCGAACGUCAUUAGACACAAUAUUCAGCCGAAUGAAUAACAUUCAUUUGUUUGACAUUUAUCACAUUUCUUUAAGUGUGAUAUUUGGACUUUGGACUUCAACUCGUUAUAAUAUGCUUUGGUAUUUGCAGAUACUUGAUAAUUAUUAUUUAUAUCCUGAUCUAUUUUCGUCCAUCAUAUGUUUGCUGUGAUUGAUGAUAUAUUAUUGCAGCUUGUUUGAUUAUCAAUACCCAAUAUUAUGACCCAUUUACCUUCAAUCAGAGUGUUUUAAUUUGUAAUAACU
This is a messenger RNA of Lytechinus pictus (painted urchin), 10963 nucleotides long. RefSeq lists its product as uncharacterized. The record is from RefSeq and is a predicted model, not a curated record. NCBI's taxonomy places the organism in Eukaryota, Metazoa, Echinodermata, Echinoidea, Temnopleuroida, Toxopneustidae. The transcript is spliced from 4 exons. Bases 1171 to 7974 code for a protein of 2267 amino acids.